This is a messenger RNA of Haliotis rufescens (red abalone), 798 nucleotides long. RefSeq lists its product as uncharacterized. The coding region runs from base 105 to 644 and encodes 179 amino acids. The record is from RefSeq and is a predicted model, not a curated record. The transcript is spliced from 2 exons. Lineage: Eukaryota; Metazoa; Mollusca; Gastropoda; Lepetellida; Haliotidae.
GUUCCGCACAGAUGACUGCCUUGCCGACCGCGUCAGUAUAAAAGAUAAAGGAGAAGGAUACUGUCGUCGAAAUUGUUUGCUCUUGAUCCAUUGGGCUGUCGGCGAUGUCAGCUGUAUCUACACAAGUACUCCUGAGCGCCGUGCUGCUGCUGCUGGUGUGGCCCGACGUCAGUCAGGGAUGGGGAAGUAAUUCUCUCUCAAAGGGCCGUCUUUUGCAGCUGCAACGUUUACGGGCAUACAGAUCAUAUCAUACAUCAGACGGCGAUGGUGAAGAUGAUGAUGAUGACGACUACCCUUCAUACCCUUCAUACCCUUCAUACAGAAGAAACUCCUGGAGAAAUAACCUGGUGUCCAUAAGGAGGACAAUUGACAGACAUGACAUUGACUUUGACGACUACCUAGAAGACUAUCACAAGUACAGGCAGCAUGCGUUUUCACGAUUACGUCAAAUUCGGGAUGACUACUACAGAAACCGCAAGAAUGGCUCCGGUCGCAGCAAUGCUGAUGAGAACGGCAACCAAUCGUUGGGGCAGCGUCGGGCCGCAUGGGGAGGUAGACAAGCCAACAAUAGAGGAAUGAGUCGACUCAAUGCCAGGCUCCGAGAGUACUUACAAACCAAUGGUGCAUCGCCUGCAUACAACUAACAGUAGCUCAGUGUGUUCCCACAAGUGAUGAUUAUAAAAUAGGAUCAAUCAGUCACGCUAGCAGUCAUCAAACCAACACUUACGACAUAGCAGAAAACCUUAUGCACACAUGUAGUUAUCAACAGGUUUGAUUAAAUGUGAUACUCAACCGUUA